Molecule: messenger RNA, 636 nt
Organism: Scheffersomyces amazonensis
Lineage: Eukaryota; Fungi; Ascomycota; Pichiomycetes; Serinales; Debaryomycetaceae
Exons: 2
Coding region: 194-595 (133 amino acids)
Biological process (GO): DNA repair
Molecular function (GO): catalytic activity
Source: RefSeq, a predicted model, not a curated record
UUUUUAAUUAAUAAGGUUAAUAAAUAAACAGUUAGAAUAGAAAAUACUAAUUGUAAUAAUUUGGAGCAAAAUAUCUCUUUUUAGCAGCAAUACCAUUGGAGGUUAUAUACAGUCACUGGUAAAAGUUGCCAAUAUGAUAGACUUUGUUGUAAUUAGUUAACUAAGAAUUAUUAAAAUUCUUAAGUAGUUGUAAAUGGUUUCAUUAACUGAUGAAAGUAAGAACUUUCACCAUGCAGUAUAUACUGUAGUAUCCAAAAUACCUUAUGGUAAAGUUACUAGUUAUGGUCAUAUAGCAUAUUUAUUAGGUAAACCACAGAAUUCAAGACAAGUAGGAUCUUCAUUAAAACAUUGUCAUCUUAUACUAAAAUCUUUAAGAGAUGAAUUAACUCCCAAUGAACGUGAAGAUUAUUUUAAUCUUGAUACUUUACCAUGGUAUAGAGUUAUACUGAGUGUAGGGAAAAUCUCUCCUCGAUCAAAUUCUAGUGGACAAUUUUUACAAGCGGAUAGACUUCGACUGGAAGGGGUAAUUGUUCUGGCAGGUCAUAAGAUAGAUUUAGAUGAAUUCGGAUGGUUUCCCGAUGAAAUUGACUUGUAGAACAAAUUAAAUUCAUAUAAUAAAUAUAAUACAUUUAGUCA